UACAUCAUACCAAUCGAGAGGAAUAGAAAAACGCCUCUAGAAUUUUAUGCUGUAGAAUAUAUGAGCAAAACAAUGUCAUAUAGCAUGAUGCUGAACCUAGCAGAAAUAAAGUGUCCAUCAUGAGUAUAAGAAAUGAUAAAAACUCCAUCCCCUUUUUCUUUUUUUUUUUUCAUGUCUGGUCAUGCUGCUAUAGCAACGGCCAGUUGUUUACAACAGAUGAACUCUCUUGGGAUUCCAGUUAAUAAAAAUACUUGUAAAUUAAAGCAAAUGACUGUUUUUUUUUCAAAGAAAAAAAUAGGGCGUUGCGUAAUCCAAGUCUUGGGAUAUGUUUCGUUCAUGACAGAUCACCAAUAAUUUAAUACCGCAAAUAAAAAAAAAAAAAAAAAAAAGGGAAGGAAUAUACAAUAUAAGUGUGACAGAGAAAAGUGCAAAAGAAAAAACCAGAUUUGAAAUCUACAUAAUGUCCCAAAGAUCCUCAAAAGCACAACAUACUUUACCACA
Messenger RNA from Mucor mucedo, 501 nucleotides. RefSeq lists its product as uncharacterized. Lineage: Eukaryota; Fungi; Mucoromycota; Mucoromycetes; Mucorales; Mucoraceae. The coding region runs from base 133 to 354 and encodes 73 amino acids. The record is from RefSeq and is a predicted model, not a curated record. The transcript has a single exon.